Mercenaria mercenaria is the source of this 1844-nucleotide messenger RNA. RefSeq lists its product as uncharacterized. The coding region runs from base 1250 to 1564 and encodes 104 amino acids. NCBI's taxonomy places the organism in Eukaryota, Metazoa, Mollusca, Bivalvia, Venerida, Veneridae. The record is from RefSeq and is a predicted model, not a curated record. The transcript has 3 exons.
UACGCGCAAGCUGACGUCAUUCAGAAAAUGGCGUCGAUCGAAAAAAUCUUUCAAAAUUGGACGCCAAAAUCUAAAAAGAAAAUUCAGUUAUAGUUUUAACUAAUAUUUCUGACGGUAAAGAUCAAACUGAAUCGGCACGACUGUACAAUGUUUUCACUGGAUUUAAAGAUAUUUUAAAUAAAAACAAGGAACUGUUUUUUCAUCGGAAGGCGAAUUACAAUUGAACAUGGGCGGGUCUCUUUGACUGUUCAAUUUAGAUGUUGAAAUGAUCGUCAUACUGAAAUUUAUUCUGAUUUUCUGAUGUUUUGUUUUGUUAGGUUUAACGUCGCACCAACACAAUUCAGUUCAUAUGGUGACUUUUCAGCUUUGAUGGUAGAGGAAGACCCCAGGUGACAUUCCAUGCAUUAUUUUAUCAAGUGCGGGUACCUCGGUAGAACCACCGACCUUCCGUAAGCCAGCUGGAUGGCUUCAUCUCGAAGAAUUCAACGCCCCGAGUAAGGAUCGAACCAACAUCGGUGAUUUGAAGUCAGCGACCUUAACCACUCGGCCACGGUGGGCCCUUCUGAUUUUCUGAUUCUCAUAGAAAGCAGGCCCCUUAUUGUUCAAGCAAGCUAUUGUACAAAUGUAAAUAUGAGAACUGAAUGCAAAUCUAUAAACUACACUGGGACUUCUUGCAAAUCUUCCAAGAAUCACUAUUUUAAAGCAAAACGUGUUGCUAAUAUAUUUUAUCAGUGCAAAAAAAAACGUGAAGGAAACACAGGGACGAAGUGAUCAAUUUUGAAGUAACUUAGUGUGUGUGUUGGAAUGGAAUGUUCUCUCCAGCCAGUAGGAGUUCUUAAGUCCAAAUAAUAGCACGUUAAGAGCAGUGUGAAACCCAUGUAUUCUCCGCCUAGUAAUUAUUGUUGGUUAACUUUCUACUGUGCAUUUACUAGUAAUUUCUUUUUAUUUUAAGGGUUUGAUUUCAAAUGUUAUUCAUCCAGGUAGCUGAUAAUGCCACAAUACGCGCCUGAAAAAAUAUUUGUAUUUAUGUUCUAGAAUAAGUGUUUGACACUCAGCCAUUUAAGUUCAUAAAAUAUAGACAAGUUAUUCCUUUAAUCUUCAAGAAAAUAAAUAAUUGAUCAAAGACAUGAAAACGUAUUGUAAUGUAGACGAGUUGACUUGUUUGUAAACGUAGUUACUGCUUCGCAGUAUUUGACAUUUUAAAUCUAUCCUCCAAAUUGCUUCAGUUAAUAGGAUAUAAUAUUAAUCCAUGGAGAAAUACAGUGUAUAUUUGUUCGUGACCAUUAGCAUUUGGCUAGUAAAAUUCACUACGUCACAAGAAAGAGCGACGAGAACCAACAAUAACCGCGUGUAUGGACUGAUCAUCGGUUUCUGCUGCCUGCUAGUGCUAACAGCAAUUUUUGUUGCACUUUGGUGUUCCUGUAGUUACAGUGAGCAGAACAAAUCAAAGGAAAACAUGCUCCCGACAAGGAAAGUAUCGGUUAAACCAAUGGAACUUCAAGAAACAAUACCGCCAGAGAAAGAUGACAAAAUUGAAGCUGAUGAGACACAAGAGGAAUCAUAAAGACAUUUACUGACCAAAAGGAGCUUUUACGAUGACUCGUACAUGAAGCAGCUGCAGCCGUUUUACUUUUAUAACAAUUAUUUGCGAGAAAUUAACAACUAAUUAUGUCUUUAAUUUUGCAUAUCGCUCCACCUAAAACAAGAACAAUAACUGAAUGAUGAAUAAUUAUAACAAUAUCUCCCUUUUAGUCGGCCUAUUGAAUUUUUUUUACAUAGACACUUUUACUUCUCUGCAAGGAAUUUAGUGUAGCCUGAUAUAACAAUAAAGGGUGUAAAAACUU